Messenger RNA from Haliotis rufescens (red abalone), 3899 nucleotides. Its product is annotated as casein kinase I-like. The transcript is spliced from 9 exons. The record is from RefSeq and is a predicted model, not a curated record. Gene Ontology annotation, molecular function: protein serine/threonine kinase activity; ATP binding. Bases 180 to 1475 code for a protein of 431 amino acids. Gene Ontology annotation, biological process: peptidyl-serine phosphorylation; endocytosis; signal transduction. Lineage: Eukaryota; Metazoa; Mollusca; Gastropoda; Lepetellida; Haliotidae. Gene Ontology annotation, cellular component: cytoplasm; nucleus.
GCAACCAACCGAUGGAAGUAAAUAAUGGCGGUGCUAGGGUCAAAAUGGAACGAAUUAUAAUCGGACGCAUCUAUCAAAUACAGUCCGAAAUAACCGAGUCUGUUUAGUACCUAGCAAAAGCUUAAUGUCUUAGGUUUCUAAUGAGACAAAUUUUGUGAAGCCUACACAGAAUAGCGGAGAUGGAGCUUCGGGUUGGCAACAAAUAUCGUCUAGGGCGAAAGAUCGGCAGCGGAUCAUUCGGCGAUAUCUAUUUGGGUACCGACAUUUCCAAUGGAGAAGAAGUGGCUAUCAAGUUAGAAUGUGUGAAGACCAAGCACCCACAGCUCCACAUCGAGAGCAAGAUUUAUCGGAUGAUGCAGGGAGGUGUGGGCAUCCCGACAAUCAAGUGGUGUGGAGCAGAGGGAGACUACAAUGUCAUGGUCAUGGAACUUCUUGGUCCAAGUUUGGAGGACCUUUUCAACUUUUGCUCACGGAAGUUCAGUCUUAAAACAGUGCUAUUACUGGCAGAUCAAUUGAUCAGCAGAAUUGAAUACAUACAUUCGAAAAAUUUUAUUCAUCGAGAUGUGAAGCCAGACAACUUCCUGAUGGGCCUUGGCAAGAAAGGCAAUCUUGUAUAUAUUAUAGACUUUGGUCUUGCCAAAAAGUAUCGAGAUGCUCGCACACACCAGCACAUACCCUACAGGGAAAACAAGAAUCUCACUGGAACUGCAAGAUACGCCAGUAUAAACACACAUUUAGGAAUAGAACAAAGUAGGAGAGAUGACAUGGAAUCAUUAGGAUACGUGUUCAUGUAUUUCCUCAGAGGAAGUCUGCCCUGGCAGGGCUUGAAAGCAGCCACUAAAAGACAAAAAUAUGAAAGAAUCAGUGAAAAGAAAAUGUCUACGCCAAUCGAGGAACUGUGCAAAGGAUUCCCUUCGGAAUUCGCUACCUACCUGAAUUUUUGUCGGUCUCUUCGGUUUGAUGACAAACCUGACUAUUCUUACUUACGGCAGCUAUUCCGUAAUCUCUUCCACAGACAGGGUUUCACAUAUGAUUAUGUCUUCGACUGGAAUAUGUUAAAAUUUGUAAGUGGAGGUCGAGGAGCCGAGGACCUGGAUAGAGACAGGAAGUUACAUAGCUCAACAUCAAGGGCAUUGCAGGGCACAGCACUUCCAGGUCGAGUCCGCAGUGAUCAGUUAGGAGUUGGGGCUGUGCCACCUGCAGGGGAUUUCAAUUACAUUCGUGGUCUGCCGUCUCGGCCCAAAGAUAGGCUGCCUGCACGGUUGUCACUAGCAACAAAAGGUUCCGAGUCACAGGAGGGCGUUACAGACAGUAGGGUCAGUGAUAGGUUGGCUACCCCCUCAUCUGGAGGGAGGCUUAGUAUGAAGGGAUCAGGACUGCCUGUGCCUGUAGGGAGUAGUGCUGAUGGCUCAAAAAUACGCCGGGUUGCUGCAGAUGGGAGGGGGCGGGGUGCACCGCUCAAACAGAGACCUUAACCAAUGCCUUGCAGAGUGAGUGAGGGUUUGGUUCAUGACUACUGACUUGCUUGUGGCCACAGUGUUGACAGCAUCAGCCUACCACAGUUCAUGUUUCUGUGUUAUAUGCUGAAGGAGGUAUCUUAGUGGCAACAUACAAUCCAGCAUUCAUCUCUGCUGCCUACCUGUUGGUCUGCCUCUCCAUGUCUGUCCAGGCCCACACUCGUGUUGCUUCAGGUCACAGCUACAGUUUCAAAGAGCCUGUGCAAGUGUGUAACGUGUAUCAUGCUACUGAACAGGGGAGACCUAUCACUCCAGUGUUGUACUUUGGCUCAUCAAGCUUAUGUCCUGAAGUUUAUGUACCAGAAGUACCUGAAUUCAUCCUUUGUCAAAGAGUUCUUAUUUAUUGCAGGAUGUACACAGAUAAUUCAUGGUAUGUGAGGCAUUAUGAAAGAUUUUUCUUUUGCAUUUGUGAAACAAUUAAUGAAACUUUUAGUGAUCUUACUGGCAAUAUUGAAAUGAAGUUUGUACAUGUUUGAAUGGAAGAUAUCAAUUCUUACUAUUUAUUUUCUUUUACCAGUACAAGAAUCAGCGAACAUGGUAUAGUUAAUGAAUUGCAAACCUUUCAUCCUAAUUUGUUGCUGCAGAUGAUCGAUGUUAAACAACAACUGUAUUGGCCUGUGUGUGUAUGAUUUUAGUACAGAUUGUAGAAUAUCUCAUUCAAUGACAAAAGAGGCUGACAUUUUCAAUGUUUUCUGUAUUUGUUUUCACUGAAGGUUUCUGUUUCAUAUUGUGUGCUUGUGUACAACCUGAAGAAUGAAUGUUUGUUCUUGUAGGUGAAGAAUGAUUUGUCAGAGAUUUGUGCGAAAGAUUAAGGAAUGUAUGAAGACAGAAUUUCAGUUUUCCUCUGUUUUUUAGGUUUAAUUUAAAUAGAAAGAUAAAUGGUGAACUGCACAUGACCUCAGGAACUUUUGUGCAUUUCUUCAUGAUACUGUUUUCAACAUUUUAUUAACGUCUAAAACGAGCAGGGAGAUCUGAUCCUCCUCUGUGGGUAGGCAAGCCAGUAGCUGGUACAUACUAAUGAAGUAUGUGUGGGUAGAAAAAAAUUGUGUAUAGAAAAUUACUUCUCAAUGGGAAUUAGAACCUAAUGUUGUGAAACUUGUAUAAAGGCUUGUAUAGAUUGUGCAAUAUUAUUAUAUUAAAUUUGUAUUAUAUUCGGUGUGAUUGUGCAGAAAGAAUUUUAUUGUGUUCUUAUGUAACAUAGUGAGAUGAUACAAUGUUGCUGAUUGAUCAGACCUAGUGUAAGGAAUAAGAGUAGCCACAGUGAUGUAAUUUAACAUUGUUCGUAUACAUGCUUUUACUCUGUAAGUGAUUGCAUGAGGAGACUUGGAGUCAAUGUCUGAUACAGUGUCAGUACAAUGUCAGUACAAUGUUAUUAAUAUGACUUGCUCCUUUAAAACAAAAUAGUGAUUAUCAUUGAAGUGUUGAUGGCAAAAUGUGCGCAGCAUUUGUAUCAAGAAAUGAAUUGUAUUUUGUGUUGAAUUUAGUCUGAAACGUAUUGUUUGUGAUCAGUGGUAAUUGGUGCUGUGAAUUCCAAAGGGUUAUACAAGUACAUGUCAUUACCAAUAUGUCCAUGCUUUAAAUUUUAGUGUCACAAAGUGAAUAUCGGUAUAUGUCAAAAUGUGAUACUCAGACAAUGCAAAUUUGAUAUCACUGAAUAAUUUGAAGUUGUGAUAACUCUAAAUGCAAUGGUGAAAGAUCCAUUUUCAGUCGCUAAGUUACUUCUGAAAAGUACAGAAUAUUUUGUUGUAAUGUUUUGUUGAAUUUUGUUACUUUAAGAAUUCAUUUAUCAUAAUCAUCAACAUAAAUGUGAGCAUUCUGAUCCUAUCCUUCAAAAUUUAGUAUCAUUACCACGCCAGGUUACCAAACAUACAUAUUCUAUAAGAGUGUUUACUUUCAUUCAUUAUACAGUAAAACAAAAAUUCUGAUUCAUUUAUAUCACUAUCUUCGAAUACAAGCCAAAAACAAUGCACUUUUUGCCAGAUAGACUUUCUUGUAUCAAAUGUGAGUACUAAUGUUGAUUUUGUAGGUUUGAUCAUUGAGAAAAAAUAUUCUUUUAGUACAGAUUUUAAUGUGAUAGUUUUAAAUCCAAGGAAGACCGUCCUUCGAAAAAGUUUCAUGCUUUCUUUGAGCAUGUUGAUAUUGAGACAGGUUUGUUUAUAUAUAAACCUUUAAAUAUAAUUAUGGUCAGGCAAUUUAAGAUAUGCCUUAAAAUAAUGUUUGCAGUUGAAAAGAUAAUGUACAGUCUUAUUAAGCAGAGUAUGAAUGUUUCUCCCUUAUCUUUGAUACGAGAAAGUCAUUGAUCUCUUUUGUUACGAAACACAUUUUCAGUAUGUGUUGUACAUUAUGUAUUUGUGCAUUUUGUAAAUAAAUUGUUUCUAUAUA